Molecule: messenger RNA, 1701 nt
Organism: Hippopotamus amphibius kiboko
Lineage: Eukaryota; Metazoa; Chordata; Mammalia; Artiodactyla; Hippopotamidae
Gene: NUDT9
Product: nudix hydrolase 9
Exons: 8
Coding region: 273-1376 (367 amino acids)
Cellular component (GO): mitochondrion
Molecular function (GO): ADP-ribose diphosphatase activity
Source: RefSeq, a predicted model, not a curated record
AUAAAAUCAAGAAUAAACAAAUGGGACCUCAUGAAACUUAAAAGCUUUUGCACAGCGAAAGAAACCAUAAACAAGACUAAAAGGCAGCCCUCAGAAUGGGAAAAAAUAAUUGCCUAUGAAACAACGGACAAAGGAUUAACCUCCAAAAUAUACAAGCAGCUUAUGCGGCUUAAUACCAAAAAAGCAAAUAACCCAAUCCACAAAUGGGCAGAAGACCUAAAUAGACAUUUCUGCAAAGAAGACAUUCAGAUGGCCAACAAACACAUGAAAAGAUGCUCAACAUCACUCAUCAUCAGAGAAAUGCAAGUCAAAGCCACAAUGAGGUAUCACCUCACACCAAUCAGAAUGGCCAUCAUCACAAAAUCUGGAAACAACCAAUGUUGGAGAGGGUGUGGAGAAAAGGGAACUCUCCUGCACUGUUGGUGGGAAUUAACUCAUUUUCAUCCUGUGGAUUUCAUCUUAACUCCAACAUGAUGUCUGGCUCUAAUGGUAUCAAAGAAAAUUCCCACAACAAGGCUCGGACAUCUCCUUACCCAGGUUCAAAAGUUCAGCGCAGCCAGGUUCCUAAUGAAAAAGUAGACUGGCUUGUUGAGUGGCAAGACUAUAAUCCUGUAGAAUACACUGCAGUUUCUGUCUUGGCUGGACCUCAGUGGGCAGAUCCUCAGAUCAGUGAAAGCAGCUUUUCUCCCAAGUUUAAUGAAAAGGAUGGGCAUGUUGAGAGGAAGAGCCAGAAUGGUCUGUAUGAGAUUGAAAAUGGAAGACCUAGAAAUCCUGCAGGACGGACAGGACUGGUUGGCCGGGGGCUGUUGGGGCGAUGGGGCCCCAAUCAUGCUGCAGAUCCCAUCAUAACCAGGUGGAAAAGGGACAGAAGUGGAAAUAAAAUCACCCAUCCCAUUUCCGGGAAAAAUGUCUUACAGUUUGUUGCAAUAAAAAGGAAAGACUGUGGAGAAUGGGCAAUCCCAGGGGGGAUGGUGGAUCCAGGAGAGAAGAUUAGUGCCACGCUGAAAAGGGAAUUUGGUGAGGAAGCUCUCAACUCCUUACAGAAAUCAAGUGCUGAAAAGAGAGAAUUAGAGGAAAAGUUGCACAGACUCUUCAGCCAGGAACAUCUAGUGGUAUAUAAAGGUUACGUUGAUGAUCCUCGAAACACUGAUAAUGCGUGGAUAGAGACAGAAGCUGUGAAUUACCAUGAUGAAACAGGUGAGAUAAUGGAUAACCUUACCUUAGAAGCUGGAGAUGAUGCUGGAAAAGUGAAAUGGGUGGACAUCAGUGAUAAACUCAAGCUUUAUGCUAGUCACUCUCAGUUCAUCAAACUUGUGGCCAAGAAACGAGAUGCGCACUGGAGUGAGGACUCUGAAACUGACUGCCAAGGGUUAUAGCUCACAAUCUCCAUGUAAGCCAGCAAAGGAGCAUGUACUGAAAAGACAGUAUCACAGAACUCAUACAUAAAAAGGGCAAGGUAGAUCACUUGGUAAUUAUUUUAUUCACUUUCAAAAUGAUUUGCAUUUAGAAGGUUUUGCAUCAGAAUAAAAUUAGCAAGUAUGGUGAAACAGAACACAGUAUUUUCUGCUUUCCAGUCAAAAGAGCUAUAAAUAAUCAUAUUUUGUAUGCAUUCUGUUUAAGCAUGGCUUAAACCAAAGUUAACAACGGAUGCUGUUUGAAGAAUCAGGAUCUAAAUAAAGAUAAAUUUCUGUUCAGCCAUAA